CUCCUCGUCAUUUCCAGAGAGAAGAGAGAAGAGAGAAGAGAGAGAGAGGGUUCGAGAGUCUUCCAGAGAAGGGGAUCCAGAGCCGUCUAGGGUUUCUCUCUAUCUCGCGGGCGGCGAAGGCGGAGGAGGAGAUGUCGAUGGCGGCGGCGGCGGCGAGGGCAGCGACGAGGGCCCCGGGGAGGGCGGCGGCGCGGUUCGUGCAGACCAGGCUCCGCUCCUCCGGCGGCAAGGUGCUCGGCGAGGAGGAGAAGGCCGCCGAGAACGUCUACAUCAAGAAAAUGGAACAAGAGAAGCUGGAGAAGCUCGCACGCAAGGGUCCCAGCACUGGAGAGCAAGCUCCGUCCACCGCAAGCGCUGCAGCAGGGGACGUGAACACUGGCGUUGGCGGUUCGACUGCGUCGGCAUCCGCAGCAGGCACGUCGACCGACAAGAACAGGAACUACGCGGUGCUGGCAGGCACCAUUGCCGGGCUGAGCGCCCUGGGCUGGUACCUCCUGUCGAAGCCCAAGAAGACGGAGGAGGUGGUCGACUGAUGCAUGGGUCGGUCCCGUCCUGGCUUUACUUCCUUGCUGCACAUGACGAUGAUGAUGAUAAUAAGUUUUCCUAUGUCGCCGAACUGCAUGUCCGCCUUGUUAGCUGCUUUCUGAGAAUCUGAGACUGAGAUGAUGGUGAACUGUAGUGCGUAGUUGUUUUUGCUAUGAUGGCAGUUGGUACCUCUGGUUGGCAUGGUAUGCUGUGAUGGUGGUUAAAGAGAAAGAAGGCAUUUUGGAUUA
This is a messenger RNA of Hordeum vulgare subsp. vulgare (domesticated barley), 773 nucleotides long. RefSeq lists its product as uncharacterized. The transcript is spliced from 3 exons. The record is from RefSeq and is a predicted model, not a curated record. NCBI's taxonomy places the organism in Eukaryota, Viridiplantae, Streptophyta, Magnoliopsida, Poales, Poaceae. The coding region runs from base 132 to 533 and encodes 133 amino acids.